AUGGCUGCCCUGGGGCCUGGGAUUGGACCCUGCACUUGCUGCAGGAGUCUCUGGCCUGGUUCCGUGCUGACCAAAGGCUUGGAACCAUCUCAGAACCUCGGUUCCCAAAGGGACAGCCUCAAGUGGUCGCCAGAGAGACAGGACCAGCACCUGGCGGAGACAGCGGCGUUCCUGGACAGGGACUCAGCGCUGACAGCCGCCAUGUCAUGCGUGUUGUGUCGCCGUGUAGAGGCCGACCCGGACACCUGCGGAAACAGACGGGAGAAAUACGGGAUCUGUGCCCACAUGUUCUGCCUGUAUUUUGCCACUCUUCUUGUCCGGCAAGAAAAGAAACGUGUUGGACUCCUGGGCUAUCUUCCUGAAGAUAUCAAAUGUGCAGUCAGGAGGGCGGCACAGAAGCACUGCUGCAUCUGUGGCCAGAGCGGGGCCACCAUCAUGUGCUGCGAGGAAGACUGCAACAGAUGGUUCCACCUGCCCUGUGCCAAGGAGGGGGGCUGUGUCAAUCACUACUUUGCCUCAUACAGGUCCUUCUGCCCUGAGCACCGACCAGUGCAGAUCGUGGAGGUGACUCCAGAGCCGGAAACCGAAUGCCCCAUCUGCAUGGAGCCAGUGGAGGAGAGAAUGACCUUCAACACCAUAGUGUGCCCGACGUGCCUAAGAGCCUGGUUCCACAGGGACUGCCUGCAGGGACUGGCCAUGCGUGCUGGUCUUUUCUCCUUCCGCUGCCCCCUCUGCAGAGACCAUGAGGUGUUCGCUGUCGAAAUGUUCAUCAUGGGAAUCCGCAUCCCCUUCAGUCAGCCAACAUGGGAGGACAACGAUGCCUUCGCGGAUCUGAGAGUGCGGCACAGCAGGUGCAAUGCCAGGGAAUGCCUUUACCCAGGAGGCAGGGAGGAGGCAGAGGAAGAGGGGCCCUGGGAGCUGCUCCUGUGCCUCUCCUGUGCUGCCGAGGGCACCCACAGGCGCUGCUCUGGCCUGACAGCGAGGACAAUCCGCUGGGAGUGUGACAGCUGUGCUGGACUCAGCACGGGUAUGAGAAUCCGAGGCCAUCAGGCCGAGCUCCAGCAGCGCAGUGCCAUCGGGUCUGGCUCCCCAGUCCCCAACUCCAGGGACCAGCAGCCACAGAAGCCCCCGGCAUGCACCUUCUUCCUUGGCAGACACCGGCAGCCCACGCACACCAAGGGCAAGAUCCAGCAGCUGGACGGGCCCUGA
This is a messenger RNA of Poecile atricapillus (Black-capped chickadee), 1209 nucleotides long. Its product is annotated as PHD finger protein 7-like. The record is from RefSeq and is a predicted model, not a curated record. NCBI's taxonomy places the organism in Eukaryota, Metazoa, Chordata, Aves, Passeriformes, Paridae. The transcript has 10 exons. Bases 1 to 1209 code for a protein of 402 amino acids. Gene Ontology annotation, cellular component: nucleus.